AGAUUUAAAAGGCGAUUUGAAAGCUUUGGCAGUGUACAUCUGCGGUGUAGCUCAAUGUUGGUGUCUUGGUGAUUACAAAGUAGAUAUGGCCACACAAAAUAUGUUGCCCAUAUGAAAAAGCGGUACAUGAGCGAGUGGUCCAACCCAAGCCACACAACAAGAUAUUGUCAAAAAUAACAAAAAUGCACACUCUUCAAAGUUUUAUUAAGUUUUUUGAAACCUCUUAACGAUAUAUUAUCAGCUUUAUAAUUUCUGUGAUUAAUGAUUUUUAAUCUCCACGAAUCAGUCAUCUGCCGGUAUUUGUUGUUUCAACAUAAUCAGACACAGCGUCGAUGGAUUUCUGUAAGAAACAAAGAACAACUUAAUCAAUGUUAUUUUACCAAAAAAAAAGAAAAACUUAAUCCAUGUCGGACUAUGUUUGCUGAAAUUAUGCGAUGACCAAUUCAAAUGAAAUUUUGAUUUGGCAGAUAAAUGGAUAAAGCUUUACGUUAAAAUAUAUUUUAAUUUUCUACACCUAACCACACAAAAUCUACUCCCAUAAUUAUCCGUUGCUUUGACCGAGUUUUAUCUCCCGUUUAACUACGUAACAAGUAUAAUAAGAUAAUAUUUGGUCAUUUCAAGAAGCAGCUAGCCGACUAAAAGAUAUAAAUGGUAGGAAGGGACAUAACUUAUUUUAAAUAUUUGGGAUAAAGGAUAUGAAGAAAUGAAUCAAGUCUGGAACACGGUGAUCAACCACUUUUAGCAAACAUCCAAAAUAAAAAACAGACAGAGAGAACCUCAAACAACAAAGAAAGACGGAGGAAAAGGAGGAACAGUUACCGCCAACCAUGGCGGGUCUUCAGAGAUCCAACAUCUCCUUCCGCCGACAGGGCUCCUCUGGCAUAGUCUGGGACGACCGUCUCAUCGCCGAGCUUAACAAACAGGCCAACGAGCACAAAGCCGAAACUGACGAACAGGAAGGUCAGGAGGACCAGACAGCCAGACCCACCUCUGGAGGCGGAAUCGAGCCGAUAAGAACCGAAGGGCGCAUCGAGAGGAGUCGUUCCAACGGCGGAGGAGCAAACCGCCACCAUAGAAACACGGGAAGAGUGUCUCCGGCGGUGGAUCCUCCGUCGCCGAGACUGUCGGCGUUUGGAUGUUGCUCUGCUUUCGGGAAGAAACCGGUUAAACAGCAGAAAAGGCCACCGAAACGCAGAUCCAGGUAGGAAGUUAAUUACCAGAGGCAGAGGAUGAAAAGGGAGCAACGUCAAGUUAGAAGAAAAGAGCAUAAUAUACAUAUUACAUACUAGCAGUGUUAAUGAAUAUUCUCUAUCUUUUUAGUUUUUGUUUCUGCUUCUUCUUCUGCUUCUGCUUCUGCUUCUUUUAAUUUAAACUUGUUUUGGACUCGGACGAUGUUUAUAUCUGCUUGGUUUACUUCAGAUUCCCCCUACCUUGGGAGGGAGUGUUACCUA
Messenger RNA from Brassica napus (rape), 1451 nucleotides. RefSeq names its product MAPK kinase substrate protein At1g80180. The transcript has a single exon. The coding region runs from base 828 to 1205 and encodes 125 amino acids. The record is from RefSeq and is a predicted model, not a curated record. Lineage: Eukaryota; Viridiplantae; Streptophyta; Magnoliopsida; Brassicales; Brassicaceae.